This is a messenger RNA of Oryza brachyantha (malo sina), 1208 nucleotides long. RefSeq names its product plastid division protein PDV2. The record is from RefSeq and is a predicted model, not a curated record. Bases 105 to 1013 code for a protein of 302 amino acids. The transcript has 2 exons. Lineage: Eukaryota; Viridiplantae; Streptophyta; Magnoliopsida; Poales; Poaceae. Gene Ontology annotation, biological process: chloroplast fission.
CUCACCAGUCACCACAGCCACUAGCCGGCGGAGAGGGACACAAGACGACGACGCCCCGCCGCCCCCUCCGGUUUAGCUAGGGUUUUGCGGCGGUGGCGGCGACCAUGGAAGGGGAGGAGAUUGGCCUCGUCCUCGCCCGCGCCUCCGACCUCCGCUCCAGGAUCUCCGCCUGCGUCGCCGCGGCCGGAGCCCCGCAGCCGUCCGAGAGCGAGGCCAGGGAGGCGGUGAAGCGGCUGGGCGCCGGGGAGGAGGACUACAGCGGUGAGGAGGAGGAGGAGGAGGCGGCGGAGGUGGAGAGCCUCGUUGGCAUCAGCGACGCGCUCCAGUCGCUGGAGCGGCAGCUCGCGUCCCUGCAGGACCUCCAACACCAACAAAGAUAUGAACGAGAGACCAUCUUGAGCCAGAUUGAUCGUAGCCGAGGAUUUCUGCUUAACAAGCUCAAAGAAUACAAGGGGAAGGACUGUGAAGUAAUACAUGAGGCUGCUUCCUUUGCUGGUGAAAAAAUUGAACAUGAUGAUGGUCUCAUCCUACCUCCGUACUCAAAUCAUGUCACCAAUUCAUUUGGGCUUGAUGAUCUGUAUCCUCCAGAAUACUUGGCCAAGUUAAAGUGCAUGCGCAACGGACUGGAUUCUGGUGGGAUUAACCAAGAUGAUGCAAAGACAAACGGGCUGGAGGACAGGAAUGGUAGCAUGUCAAACUGCAAUUCACGAGGAGGAAUUAGAUCUUUCAUUGGAUGGCUGGCUAAAACUACAGUAAUGGUUGUAGGUGCUGUAUCUAUCAUGAAGGCAGCUGGUUAUGAACCUGUGAUAGGGAGAAACAGCAUGAAACUGGAAAUUGGAGGGUUGUUCGGUAAGGAGGCAACCCGUGGAAAAGAGCAUGUCACUGUCCAAUGCCCUCCUGGCAAAGUAAUGGUGCUCAAAGAUGGAAGGGCUCACUGUGUUGUGAAGGAAAGAAUCGAGAUACCCUUCGACACAAACCUCGCCUCUCCAAAUGCAAGCUAUGGGUUAGGCUGAACUUGCAGUUUUGUGAAUAUUAGGAUUUAGCUAGUCUUUGAGGCUCUCUAGGAGGUAAGAUCUUUUGUAAAAUGGGUUGAUCACCUUUGUGGAAAAUUCGAACUUUAUGUAUUAUGUCUAAUCUAUGAUCGUCCUUGUCUUGUUAAUUGCCCUUGUGGUGAACUCCAUCAGAAUGCUGCUGCUCAGUUGAUUCCA